GUGACAGUCCCCACCAUCGCUUGUGUCUCACUGUGGGAGUGGCAGUCUGGCACAGUGGCUCUGCAAGUGGAUGAUAUUGGAUUCCUGCGUGUCUUGGUACGGAAAGGGGCGGAGCUCCAACAACCUCUCAAGUACUCCGCAAGCAUGGAGCGCGCUUACGAGUGACAUUCGUUUACAGUCUUUGAAUUCUGCGCAUUUUCACUGAGCGAAAGAGGAACAGACAGGAGAUCAUGUGUACAAAGCUCAGAAGAUAUCCUGAUAUUUCUGUUUAUCACUGUAUGCAGUUUUGUGUGUCUUUGAUGCUGACAUCAGUUUCACAAGGUGAAGUAAUAACUGAUGGAAAUAUUACAGCAUAUCUUGACAAAAAUAGAUCAAUCACAUGUAAACUGUCUAAGAUCUCUACAUCCAGCAAUCCUCAAUUUAGAUGGGAGAGACUACAAGAAGGAACAAUCGCUCAUUACUAUGAUGGAAAGGUGGUCAUUACUGAUGCAUAUAAAGAUCGUCUUAAUUUAUCUCUCAUUGCAACAAAUCAGUUUAUGAUCACUUACCACCCUUUAAAAGACAAUGAUAGUGGUUGCUAUCUCUGCAACUUUGAUGUCUACCCUACUGGGUUUCAGUCUGGAGAAGUAUGCAUCACUCUGCUUGCGGAAGUGAAAUCGACUGGCAAUGUUACAAUUAAUCUUGGAAAGCCGGCGACAGUCUCCUGCAGUUAUGAGUUUCCAGAUCAGGUCAUCCAGGUUCUGUGGAACAAAUAUCUACAGGAAAACAAAAUGGAGAUAAUUGCUUCACAUAAUAAAUACUAUCCUUCAAACAUUCCGUAUAAGUAUAAGGACAAAAUUUUUUUUUACUCCAGUGGAAAAACAUCCAAAGUUGUCUUCAAAGCUUUGUCAUUGCAGGAUGAAGCCUGUUACAUGUGUGAAUAUAACUUAUAUCCAUAUGGAACUAAAAGUAUAAGCAGCUGCAUUACUGUGCUUGUGCCACCCAAAUACAAUUCCAAUUAUGAACUUUUACUAGAUGGUUUCUACCAACUAAACUGCUCAGCUUUUGGAAAGCCAGCUCCAAUAGUGAGAUGGAAUAUGACCGAUGGCGACAUAAUCAAAAACGUGACAUACAUUACAGAAAUGUUUGACAAUGGCACCACUUUGGUGAUCAGCAGGGGUUUUGGUGCAGCUGCUAUAUUUAAUGAGAGGAGGAUUGUUUGCAUUAUAGAUCAUCCCAGUCUAACUUCACCAAUUACUGUUGAGAUCAAGGAAAAUGGAUCCAGUGCACUUCUCAUAGCAGUCAUGAUCGGCACUGCAGUUUUGAUCAUCUGUCUGUGUAUAUGCAUGUGGAAAUGCUUGGUACAUCAGGAUUAAUGUUUUUUAUUGUGACAGAAGAAGGACUUUAUUUCUUCAGUUUACAGAGUAAAGCUGACUGCAGCCUCAACUUUGCUUUCUUUCAUCCUCACCGCAGAUUGGAAUUGUUAAGAUGUUAUUCUGUAAACUCUUUGGAAAAGCAGGUGUCGGUCUACUACAGUACACGAGCUUGUGAUUUAAAAAGACUUUUAAUGUACCCCAUUAACAAACAAUAUAAUUGGUAUUCAAAUAUUUUAUGUAUGGUGAAUAACUUUUCUCUACAGUUUACUGAUUAGAAAAUAUUGUAAAAGGCUGAAGAUGAAACAUUAGGACUUUGAUGCACUUCUGAUUCCCUAGAAUUAAGCCUUACUUUUAAAAAUCUUUUGAUUUUUGAGGUGGCCUUUAAUCUCUAUGUGCCUAAAGCUAGACACUUUUUUUGUUUUGAUUAUUUGUACAUUUAAAAUAAAAAAAUUAAUAAUAUAACCAAUAGCUGAAACAUAUUAAAGUGCUAAAUAUACAUAUUAGAUACCCACCUAUCCAUAUAUCAUUAACUUCCCUUUCACCUACUUCAUGCUUAUAAAUUAAUUUACAAAUCCCAAACUGGCUAUCAUAGUGUUCACUAUGAUAUAAUAGUCAUCCCUUCAUGCACCCAUCCCUCAAUUCAUUGUAUUCAACAAACUUUUCCUCUUGGGGGUCACAAAAGCACAGCAACUUUAUUUUUUUAACAAAUAUAAAAUGUUGUUUUUUCUAUUUAAAAUUAGGAGUAUCACUGUCUAUGAUAUGCUGUAAAUAUAUUAAUGAAGAAGAACAUUUUUGAUGUGUAAUGCAGAUUUCUCAUUGUAAAGGCAAACUGGUUUAAGUAGUGGAAAAUCUGUGUAUUCUUCACUAACUUUAAGCAGUAAGAGUCAAAGCUAAUAUUACAUUUGUAUUUUAGUACUAUUAAAAAUGGUACCUUCUAUUACAAUAUAUUUAAUUUACAUCUUUAAAUACUAUACUAGUAUAUUUCCCAGUGUAACAAAGGUUUAUUUUUAUAGAUUCAGACCACAUUUUUCAACUUGAAAGUAUUGCCAUGCAGUGUUUCUGUGUAUAGGAUUUCAUGUUUAAUUGUAGAUGUAAGAAAGUCAAGCUGGUGCCUUCCUGGUUGCUUCCGUCUUCCUGCAUAACUAACACAACCAUUUCUAACCAAGACAAUAAGAAAAACAGACAAAGUUUGUGAACCCAAUUGAAGUGAAUGUUUGUCUUUAAUGUUAUAACUUGAGUUUAAAAUGUGUCAUAAAAGGUGACAUUGAAUAUUGUCUAUUAAAACUUAAAUUUUCAGAAGGCUUAACUAAUGACAUACAGUAUGUAAUAUUGACUGUUAAUAUAAGUAACAUUAAUAUGUUAAAUUAUGAGGCUACUAAGAACACUAAAUGAUAUUUUCUUUCUUCCUUUCUUUUGUUUUGUUGUUUUGACUUAAAAAAGCUUGAGAAUAAAGCUGGGAAAGCUCUUAGAUUGUUUAAGAAUAUACUGUAUAAUAAAGCUGUUUUUUAAAA
Polypterus senegalus (gray bichir) is the source of this 2866-nucleotide messenger RNA. RefSeq lists its product as uncharacterized. Gene Ontology annotation, molecular function: cell-cell adhesion mediator activity. NCBI's taxonomy places the organism in Eukaryota, Metazoa, Chordata, Cladistia, Polypteriformes, Polypteridae. The record is from RefSeq and is a predicted model, not a curated record.